UGUACAUCGACACAUUUCUGGUAGAUUUUUCUUUCUGUGCGUGAGCCUUCACAGCUUUUUUCCCUUUCUUCAUCGUCAAACCUGUAAAUACCAAGAUGCCGCAAAAAACCAUUCAGCAGUUGGAGGCAUACAUUAAGGCAACAGCUGUCGUGUACGACCACUCCAACACCAAACUCGUCAGCAGGAAGACUAAAGUCAGCAGGCGUAGGAAAGAGGCGUUUCUUUCUGUUCUUCCAUACAGGAAACCGUCGUCUCAUUACCAUUCCCAUGAGAGAAAGACAUCAUCAUCAUUGAUUGCCCACAAACCAAGAAGUAAACCUUCGAAAGAAAGUGCCCUCAGUAACCCGAAACAGAAGCUUCAAAUCUCUGUCAGGAUUCCCGAAAAUACCAACGAUGACGCAGCACAGACGCUUAGCUUUCAACUAGAUCCAGGGACACCUGUUCAAUCUUUAAAAGAGCUCAUUGAAAAGCAGAUUGGUGUCGAGGCGCGGCAUCAGCGUUUGUGCAUCCAGAGAAACUUUCAGAUCUGUGACUUGCUCACACUUGAGGACAACGGUGUCGAAAAAGAUGAAAUUAUCUAUCUCCAUCUAUCAACAGAAGAUCAGGAUAACGACGAUGUAACAAAAGACAAAGCCAAAAAUGAUGACGAGUAUCUCAAGGACUUGUCCUCGAAAAUCGAAUCAUCGUGGAAGGAAGUAGCUAAACAUCUAGGAUAUGAAAAAGCAGAAAUUGCAGACAUCCAAACCACCAACGAAGGCAGCACUGAACAGAGCCGUCACAUGUUACUCACUUGGUGGAAAAAGACGCCAGAUCGCGACGAAGCAGCUCAGAAGCUAAGACGAGCAAUGGAGGCCAUCGGGUUGACUGAUUUGGCUAAAAAUGUACCAGUAACGAGCGAAUCGAGAGACGAAGCAGCUGGACCCGAGCCAGAAAGGCGUCAAGAUGCAGGAGUUGACGAGGAGAGCAAACAAAACGGGGCGGCAUCAACCGAGGAAGAGAAACUGAAAAAGGAACAAGUUGGUGAUCAAGACAAACCUCAGCUUAUCAGUUUUAGGUAUGUGACACAGAGGCUGCAGGUCUUUCUCCAAAGUCACGUGUUACACAAACCUAAGACGCUUUGUUUCCAAGUGGAUCGAGAAACAUCCGUCUUGACGUUAAAAGAGAUGAUAGACAAGAAGAUUGGUGUCCAACCUCAACAACAGCGAUUGUACAUCCGAAGAAACUUUCGUAACUUUGAGCUAAGUAAUUUGCUGACACUUCACGACUGUGGAAUUCAUCAGGACGAGAACAUCUCACUCCGUCUGUGUACUGAUGGCCUACUGGGCGGUGGACCAAAAGGUGAAUGCUUAUGGAAAACAUUACCUUCACGGUAG
Molecule: messenger RNA, 1373 nt
Organism: Patiria miniata (bat star)
Lineage: Eukaryota; Metazoa; Echinodermata; Asteroidea; Valvatida; Asterinidae
Exons: 7
Coding region: 96-1373 (425 amino acids)
Biological process (GO): signal transduction; proteasome-mediated ubiquitin-dependent protein catabolic process
Cellular component (GO): cytosol; nucleoplasm
Molecular function (GO): polyubiquitin modification-dependent protein binding; ubiquitin binding; proteasome binding
Source: RefSeq, a predicted model, not a curated record